Molecule: messenger RNA, 2232 nt
Organism: Poecilia latipinna (sailfin molly)
Lineage: Eukaryota; Metazoa; Chordata; Actinopteri; Cyprinodontiformes; Poeciliidae
Gene: rorca
Product: RAR-related orphan receptor C a
Exons: 10
Coding region: 365-1789 (474 amino acids)
Biological process (GO): regulation of transcription by RNA polymerase II
Cellular component (GO): nucleus
Molecular function (GO): RNA polymerase II cis-regulatory region sequence-specific DNA binding; zinc ion binding; nuclear receptor activity
Source: RefSeq, a predicted model, not a curated record
AGGCGGGCGGACCGCGGGAUGAGGAUCAUGUGUAGUCCACGCGCUGAAACUGGGUUAGUGCGAGCAGCGGAGCAGGAGAGAGCUAGAAGAAGAAGAGCCGCCACCGCUCGUUUAACACAUCUAGUUUUAUCUCAGCUGCAAGGGGAAAGUAGCAUAUAACAAACAGGCAUCGUUGAUUUAUACGCUAAUAAGGCCAGAGUGAGUUAAGAAAGAGUAAAAAAAAAAAAAAAAGGAUUUGGUAUUGUGGCAGUCUUCAGCUUAUCCUGCUUGAAGUGAAUAAAUGCCCGUCGCUCUCUGUGCUUUCUUGCUUCUUUUCCACUUGGAGUUACAUGCCCUGGAGAGUUGAUUAAACUUCACCGAAGAAAUGAGAGCUCAAAUAGAAGUCAUUCCCUGUAAAAUCUGUGGGGAUAAAUCAUCAGGCAUCCACUAUGGUGUUAUCACCUGUGAGGGCUGCAAGGGUUUCUUUCGACGCAGUCAGCAAAACAACGCUAUGUACUCCUGCUCAAGACAAAGGAACUGCCUGAUUGACCGGACCAACCGUAACCGUUGUCAGCACUGCAGGCUGCAGAAGUGUCUCGCUCUUGGAAUGAGCCGUGACGCAGUGAAAUUUGGCCGCAUGUCCAAAAAGCAGCGUGACAGCCUGUACGCAGAGGUCCAGAAGCACCAGCAGUCACAGGAGUGCGCUGGAGUCGUCUCCCGCGAGGAGAAUGGAGACCUGGCAGAGCACGGCCGCACCUACAGAAGAGGCUCCAGCGCUACGCUCAGCGACCUGGAUGACAUCACGACCCUGCCAGAGGGCCUCUUUUUUGACCUGCCCCUCACCCCGGAGGACACAGGCGGCGAUUACUGCAGCCUGGAAAUGCUGGGAGGAAGCGCAGGGAGCAGCUCGUCCUCUCAGAGCUCGCCAGAGCAGACCAGCUUGGACUUUGUUGAUGGCAACCACAGCAUCAAACACGAGUACCAGCUGUUGCAUGAUUCUGGACUCUUCUCUCAUGCCAUCCUCAACCCUCUGCCAGACGGCUGCUCCCUCCUGGAAAUAGAGCGUAUAAUCCAGAGUGUAGUGAAGUCCCAUGUUGAGACAAGCCAGUACAGCACAGAGGAGCUGAAGAGGAUGGCAUGGAACAUCUAUAAUCCAGAAGAGACUCGUUCGUACCAGACCAAAUCAGCCGAAGUGAUGUGGCAACAGUGCACGGUUCACAUCACCAACGCAAUUCAGUAUGUGGUGGAGUUUGCCAAGCGCAUCUCUGGCUUCAUGGACCUCUGUCAGAAUGAUCAGAUUAUUCUACUUAAAGCAGGGUGCAUGGAUGUCCUUCUGAUCCGUAUGUGCCGAGCCUACAACCCCAUCAAUAAUACACUGCUUUUUGAUGGGAAGUUUGCGAGUGCUCAGCUUUUUAAAGCUCUUGGCUGUGAUGACCUUGUGAAUGCUGUGUUUGACUUAGCAAAAACUCUGAGUCGUAUACAGAUGUCAGAGGACGAGAUGGCUCUGUUCAGUGCUGCGGUCCUUCUGUCACCAGACCGACCUUGGCUGACAGAUGUCCAGAAGAUCCAUAAACUGCAGGAGAAAGUUUAUGUGGGUCUGCAACGCUGCCUGCAAAAAGAGGGCACAUCAGAGGAGAAGCUAGCAAAGAUGGUGUCUAAGCUUCCCAUGAUGAGGUCCAUUUGCAACCUCCACAUAGAUAAGCUGGAGUUUUUCCGUCUGGUUCACCCUGAGACGGCAUACGCCUUCCCUCCUUUGUACAGGGAAGUUUUUGGGAGCGAAAUCACCUUCCCGGACUCUACCGAGGGCUAGCUUAGCCUCUCAGCUAAAAUGGUGUGAUUAAACAUAGUGACACUGAGGUGUGUUUAGAGGAAGAUGAAAAUGUGGUGACCGUCAUACGGCAGAACCAACCAGCCCAAUGACAAUCCUGCACGUUACACUUUAGUGCACUCUCCUCUCACCUCUGAAGUCCAAACCCUGUGGAGUAGCUUUCACCGCCUUGCAGGCCAAACCUAUUAACUCAACAAAACGGGAGAAGUUGCUGGGUCGCAGGUGCACAUUACCUCCUUUGUAAAGAAGUGAAGAAACCAUUGAACAGUAGCCUACAUUGUUCUUUUUUUUUUUUUUCUUUUUUUUUUUUCACAAAAAUAUUUUUCUAUAAGUCACCUUUAACUGCUGGUUGAGUUUAAUUCCUUUCUGGCGUAGUCUUUGUUACCUCCACAGCCCCUGAAAGCGAUUGUUGAAUGUACUCCCCC